Molecule: messenger RNA, 1439 nt
Organism: Brachypodium distachyon (stiff brome)
Lineage: Eukaryota; Viridiplantae; Streptophyta; Magnoliopsida; Poales; Poaceae
Product: gamma-glutamyl hydrolase 2
Exons: 10
Coding region: 16-1074 (352 amino acids)
Biological process (GO): tetrahydrofolylpolyglutamate metabolic process
Cellular component (GO): vacuole
Molecular function (GO): gamma-glutamyl-peptidase activity
Source: RefSeq, a predicted model, not a curated record
ACGUGAUCCUCACCAAUGGGCACUUUCCCCGUCCGCCUUCUGGCGUGCAGCAAGCAGAAGCCGACAGUCCAAAUGGCUUCUCCCCAUCUGCUCCCCUUUCUCCCCCUCCUCCUCCUCCUCGCCCCCUCGUCGGCGGCGACGGGCGUCAUCCAGCUUCCCAGCGCCCGGGCCUGCGCCGCGCCGCCGGACCCCGCGGUGUACGACCGGCCGGUGAUCGGCAUCGUGUCGCACCCGGGCGACGGCGCCUCCGGGAAGAUCAGCAAUGGGACGGCCACCUCCUACAUCGCCGCUUCCUACGUCAAGUUCAUCGAGUCCGCCGGCGCCCGCGUCAUCCCGCUCAUCUACAACGAGCCCGAGGAGCGCCUCCUCGAGAAACUGAGUUUGGUGAAUGGUGUUCUGUUUACUGGUGGAUCACAGAAGAGUGGUAUAUAUUUCGAAACUAUAAAAAAAGUGUUUCAGUACGUCGUGGACAAGAAUGAUGCAGGAGUUAUACUUCCAUUAUUCGCGCAGUGCCUUGGUUUCGAGCUUAUAAGCAUGAUAGUGAGCAAGGACAAUAAUAUUCUGGAGUCAUUCAGCGCCUCAAAUCAAGCAUCAACUCUUCAAUUUCCAAAUUAUUCUUCACUUGAGGGAUCAGUAUUUGAAAGAUUUCAUCCUGAUCUCAUCAAGAAACUCAGCACCAGUUGUCUUGUCAUGCAAAAUCACAAAUAUGGCAUAUCUCCUAAGAGAUUGCGAGAGAAUGGGGCCUUGUCAAGCUUCUUCAGAAUUCUGACUACAUCACCUGAUGAAAAUGGGGAGGUUUAUGUCUCAACCGUACAAGCACAGAAAUAUCCGAUCACUUGCACUCAGUGGCAUCCUGAGAAAGCCAUUUUUGAGUGGGGUAAACCAAUGAUUCCACACAGUGAGGAUGCGGUACAAGUGACUCAAAAUUUUGCCAACUAUUUUGUCAGCCAAGCACGCAAGUCCCCAAACAGACCUCCUGCUGACAAGGUGCUGGAUAACCUGAUUUACAACUACAGCCCUACGUUUUCGGGGAAAACCUCGAAAUCCUUCGACGAGGUCUACAUAUUCUCCUAAGAUCGGAGCAGAUGCUUGUAUGCUUGCUGAUGUCAGAAGGGUGAGAUAAGGAGAUAUACUGCUGUAUGCUUAGUCGCUUACCAAUGUAAGAAGGAUGAGAACUUCAGUUCAUUACAGAAAUUGUAAAGUUUGACUGUGUAUAUCCGGGGUUCAGGGGCAGGGUCAGUAGCUGUGUUGUUUCUCCGAAUAAAUAAAAGCAUCCUCCCCCAAACUGUAUUCAUGUAUUGUUAAAUCUCCCACAUCUGCCAUUCAGUUACCUUUUCCUCCUCACAUCGAAGAAGAACUGCCAACUGGGCGUUCUUUACGUGAAAGAUGUGCGUAUAGAUGAUUCAAAAAGAAAUUGAUACCAUGAAAUCUUUUUUUUU